GGAGGGCAGAACCGAACUCCCCCGGAGGUGAAAGAGGAGGCGGUUGCUUCGGGGAGGAGGAGCCCCAGCAGCAAAGGGACAGACUGCCGGCUAGGGGAGCGGACCAGCAGCACAGGCGAAUCUUGAACCCAAGACUUUAGCAUGAAGGGCUGUUGGCAGGUGUCCCCUGAAUCUCUUCUGGUGACAUCUGAUCUUUUGGUGACAGUAUCCCAGAGGAGAAGUUCAGGAUUUGGUUGGAGGAUGCUUGAUGUGAUCUCUUGAAAGCGACCUACAGGGUUCUUUUGCUUACUUUAUAAACAAAUACGCCCGUCAACUUCUGCCUGCUCAGUGUUUGUGGCGAUGAUGGCCCAGUCCAAGGCCAAUGGCUCCCACUAUGCCCUGACCGCCAUCGGACUGGGGAUGCUGGUGUUAGGGAUCAUCAUGGCGGUGUGGAAUCUUGUCCCGGGAUUUAGCCACUCAGACAAACCGGCAGUGCAUGGGAACAGCAGCAGCCCCGGUGGCGGGAUCCUCAAGAGCAAGACAUUCUCUGUGGCCUAUGUGCUGGUGGGUGCUGGGGUCAUGCUCCUGCUCCUUUCCAUCUGCUUGAGUAUCCGCGACAAGAGGAAGCAAAGACAAGGGGAGGAGGAAAUAACCAGAAUCCAGCACGAUGCAGCUGUUGGAGCUCAGUCCCAGGAAGAAGACAGCCAAGAGGAGGAGGAGGAGUCACACUCAAGAUAUUAUGUCCCCAGCUAUGAGGAAGUGAUGAGCACCAACUACUCGGAGGGGAGAGAAUUGGAACAAAACCCUGGAAUGACCGUGUCUCUCCCCUCUUACGAGUCCCUGACGGGGCUGGACGAGACAGCUCCCGCUGCGGCCCAGGAUGCCACCGAGACCCACCCACCAGACAGACAGAACUCCAGGCUGGCAAAACGCCUGAAGCCUUUGAAAGUCCGAAGGAUUAAGUCAGAAAAGCUUCACUUGAAGGAUUUUCGAAUUAACCUUCCAGAAGGGAACCUGCCCCCUCCCACGAUAGAACCUUUGACUCCUCCUCCGCAGUAUGACGAGGUCCAAGAAAAAGCAGCAGCAGAUACCCGGCAGCCAAACUGAGUUCCCAAUGACGUGGAGUAAUGCUGGUUUGGGCACGGUUUUGCCAAGAGACUCCAAAUGGGCUGGAAUGGCUUCGAGUUUUAAAACUGAUGGACCCCAUAUAUAUGUGUGUGUAUCAUACUAACUUUGGUGGGAAGGCAGGGCAGAGGUCAAGAAGGGGAUCAGGAGUGCUAAGCCAGAUUGACAUUCCACAAAAACUUACAUAGCAGAGAGAUCUGAGAGACACAUCUUAGACAUCUCUACUUCUCAUUUUAAGUUAAGAGCGCCUGUUAUCUAUCUUCAGUAGCGUCCCUUUGCAAUCCUGAAUUAUUAGCAAGAAUCACUCCUCUUUCCAUCUAGGAAAGGAAAAGUUGUAUUUUUAUUUUUAUGUGUUUGAGUGUUUGUAUGUGUUUUCCUUUUCCCAAUAGAACCAUGGUUUGUUUGUUUGUUUGUUUGAACAAGAAAAAGAAAAUGUCUCUGCCUUCUCAAGCAUUUUGAAACAUUAACAGGACCAUGCAAGGAAUUGUAUUGUCACCAGGUUGACUGAGCAGCGACACAAAAUGGUUCAGGGGCCUGGAACCCAGUGUGGUUGGUCUUGGAAAGCCGAUGAAGCUCUCAAUUCUUUGAGGGCCAAAGGUCUGCCAGGCUUCCCACAGUGGACAGGUGCUGGUCUUCUUUCUCUUGUACCAUUGGGAAAAAAAUAUAUCAUUACCAAAAGUGUAUAGAAGAUGUCUGGUGUUUUAAAAAGGUUUCUGCUAAAAAUUGUGCAACUGAGUUCUUGUUUUUAAUAAUAAAAAAUUGUUUUGUAUGUAGUA
Messenger RNA from Vombatus ursinus (common wombat), 1880 nucleotides. It is a transcript of the gene TMEM51, whose product is annotated as transmembrane protein 51. The record is from RefSeq and is a predicted model, not a curated record. The transcript has 4 exons. Lineage: Eukaryota; Metazoa; Chordata; Mammalia; Diprotodontia; Vombatidae. Bases 340 to 1086 code for a protein of 248 amino acids.